Molecule: messenger RNA, 2904 nt
Organism: Neospora caninum
Lineage: Eukaryota; Apicomplexa; Conoidasida; Eucoccidiorida; Sarcocystidae
Product: putative N-terminal acetyltransferase complex subunit NARG1
Exons: 14
Coding region: 1-2904 (967 amino acids)
Biological process (GO): N-terminal peptidyl-methionine acetylation
Cellular component (GO): cytoplasm
Molecular function (GO): protein-N-terminal amino-acid acetyltransferase activity; protein binding
Source: RefSeq, a predicted model, not a curated record
AUGUCGAAAUCACGCACAGGAACUUCGGGCACGAAUGCCCUGCCUAGCAAAGAACAGUCAAUUUUCAAGAACCUGGUGUAUCUGUACGAGCACAAACACUUCAAGAAGGCCAUCAAGCAGGCGGAUGUGAUUCUGAAAAAGUGUCCAGACCAUGGGGAGACGCUGUCGAUGAAAGGUUUGGUCCUUUCAAAUAUGCGACCGGAAAACAAGGAAGAGGCGUACGAGCUUGCCAAGCGAGGCUUACGAUGCGACUUGAAAAACUACGUGUGCUGGCAUGUUUUGGGAUUGAUAUAUCGUGCAGACAAGGACUAUUUUGAGGCUGCCAAAUGCUUUACUCAAGCGGUUCGUCUGAGCCCUGGGAAUUUUCAGAUUUUGAGGGAUCUGAGCAAUCUUCAGAUCCAUGAACGAAACCUCGAAGGCUUCCGAGAGACUCGGAGGCAGAUUCUGGCCACCCGUUCACAGUUCAUUCGGGAGUGGACGGCGUUCGCUCUUGCAAACCACCUGUGCGGAUCGCUCGACGUGGCGCACGACUUGCUGUCCGAAGUUGAAAAGCAGUUUGAAGAUGCCAAGGACAUGGAUUCGUUUGACAAAAGCGAGAUCAUUCUGUACAGCGCGUCAAUCCUGGAGCAAGCAGGACGGUUUGAGGACUGCAUGAAGUACCUCAAAGAAAGAGAGGAGAGAAUCACAGACAAGAUGUCGAUGCUGGAGAUGCAGGGGCGUCUCGCCUUGCACUGCGGCCAACGCGAAGAAGGUCGAAAAGUGUAUUCUGCCUUGUUCAAACGUAACAUGGACAACGACGUCUACGCCCUCUGCCUGCUUGCAUGCCAUGACGAUCCAGAGUUAGCGCGAUUGUGCAAGCUGCCGAUCCGUGAUUCGGCCCAUGACGGGGCGGCAGGACGAGGCGCGUGCGUCGAGCUGCUCCCUGGAUGCUUGGCGUCGACGGGAGAAGGCCGAGCAGGCUGGUUGCCUGGAGCGGAAAACCGCAAGGCGCGCCAACGUCUCGGCCUUCUGGACCCGAACGUCAUUCCUUUUACCGGCUGGAAACGGAGGCGAAACAGCACACCGUCGCCGCUCUUUGUCGUAACUCGCGUGCCGACAGACGCUGAACAGGACCGACUUAUCCAUUUCUUUGACGGCCUCAAGUCGGAGUACGGAAAAGUGUGCUCCCUGCCGUCGUUCUUGGUUCUUUCCUUUCUUACCGGGGACCGCUUUCAGUCCCGUCUGGACGCUUUCCUUCGGCCUGCUCUCCGCAAGGGCGUCGUCUCUCUCUUCUCGUCUCUUCGCCGUCUGUACACUCCAGAUCGCAUUCCACUGAUUACUGCUCUUCUCGAGUCCUACGUCUACCAUUUGGAACAGGAUGUCUCGACGUUUGGUCCCGCCGGGGGUUCGUUGGUCGAGAACGGCAUUCACUCUUCGAGGUGGGAGAAGCGAGAGGAUGAAGCCGCCAACCCAGUCGACUCGUUUCUCGAGAACGCUGCUUCGUCCGAUAACAAGGAGCGCGAGGGAGAGAUGCCAAUGUGUCUUCUCUACUCCUACAUGCUCCUCGCGCAGCACUACGACUUCCUCGGGAGGACCGACAAGGCUCUCGCUGUUGUUGACAAGGCCAUCAAACAUACCCCCACUCUGGCGGAUUUGUAUCUGGUUAAGGGCCGCAUCUACAAGCACGCCGGCGCGUACAAGGAAGCGUGCGACUGGCAUGAGAUCGCGCGGAGCCUCGACUUGGCUGACAGGUUCCUCAACACCAAGGCGUGCUGUUAUUUGCUUCGCGUGAAUCGCGCGGAAGAGGCAGAGACCGUGGCGAAACUGUUCAGCCGUCAGUCCGAUGCGGAUGGCCUGCACAGUAUGCAGUGCAUGUGGUUUGAGCAGAAGACAGGGAAGUGCCACCUGAGGAACAACUCGAUUGGACCGGCUCUGUAUGAGUUCAACGCCGUCCUGAAACAUUUUCGGGAUAUCCGGGAGGACCAGUUCGACUUCCACCCUUACUGCCUGCGGAAGUUCGCCUACCGAGCCUACAUUUCGUUCCUCCGGAUGCAAAACAAACUCACCUCUCACCUCUUUUUCCGUCGAGCCGCGCGUCAGUACGUCCGCACUUUCCUUGCUCUCCAUGACGGCGAACUCGACUUGGAGAAGGCGCGUGCGCGCGCCGCCGAGGCGCAUGCAGUCGAGCAGAAGGCCGAGGGGAAGAAGAAGAAGAAUCGCUCGGCGGCACAGACGAACAAUGGCGCCGCGACGACAGACGCCGGCAGCAAGGACUCCUCGGGCGCAAGGGUGCUCGAAGCCGAGCCUCUGGAAGCAGCCAGCCAGGUCGUGGAGCAACUUCUCGACGCCUCCGCUGCGGACCAACAAACGCACGUCUUGCACUACCACGUCGCUGCGCGGAAGAAGAAAACGCUGGCGAUGCUCCUGGCGGUUGUCCGACUCUGGAGAUUGGCCGAGAAGGACAGACUGACGCCUCGUCUCGUUCCGCUGCUCCUUCACUUCUGCCGGACUGCGUCCUUGGACGACCUACCCUACCUGGAAAUGGCCAAAGAAGCCCUGGCAGAGAUUUUCGGCUCUGCGCCCGAGAACACAGCGGCGUUGCGAGCGACAGGCGACGCGUAUUGGCAAUCCGUUGUGGGCGCAUGCCAGCGGAAUCCUUGGAAUUUUCGGCUUCGACGUGCAGCUGUUGAGGCACAUGCAUUCACCCAGCAGCCGAUUACGCCGGACCUCCCGUUCCUCGCCUUCCAGCCGUUCCCUGCGGGCGUGAGUGAAGACGCCCUCAGGCUUCAGCCUGACAUGCCGACACUCCGAGAAUGUGAGAAACUCCUCGAAGUCCUAUCCAAGCAUGCGUCGGCGAAACCUGCGGCGGAAGCUCUCAAGGCAAUCUGCAAGCAGCGAUUUGCGCUCGCGGAGAAUUUCUCAUAA